Penicillium lagena is the source of this 216-nucleotide messenger RNA. RefSeq lists its product as uncharacterized. The transcript is spliced from 2 exons. The coding region runs from base 1 to 216 and encodes 71 amino acids. NCBI's taxonomy places the organism in Eukaryota, Fungi, Ascomycota, Eurotiomycetes, Eurotiales, Aspergillaceae. The record is from RefSeq and is a predicted model, not a curated record.
AUGAUUCCAAACUUCGAUAGCGCCGAUAUUCUAACACGAAACCGCAAGGAAUGGGGCUUCGGAUUCCGGCAGUAUGAUUUCCCUUUCCAAUUGGUCCUUCCGGUCCAGUUGCUACCGCAAGCGUGUACCUACAUACUGACAAAUGACGCCAUUCAUCGAUCUCGCAUCUUACUUCACCCGAUUUCAGGAAACUCGAUGCUGACCAGCAGGGAAUAG